This is a messenger RNA of Scomber scombrus (Atlantic mackerel), 2095 nucleotides long. It is a transcript of the gene etsrp, whose product is annotated as ETS1-related protein. Gene Ontology annotation, biological process: regulation of transcription by RNA polymerase II; cell differentiation. Gene Ontology annotation, molecular function: sequence-specific DNA binding; DNA-binding transcription factor activity, RNA polymerase II-specific. Bases 90 to 1232 code for a protein of 380 amino acids. The record is from RefSeq and is a predicted model, not a curated record. Lineage: Eukaryota; Metazoa; Chordata; Actinopteri; Scombriformes; Scombridae. The transcript has 8 exons. Gene Ontology annotation, cellular component: nucleus.
UGUGAAACUGGGAAGGAGCCACCAAUUUAGAAAAAAAAAAGAAUUUUAAAAAAAAAGAAAGAAAAGAGAUAAAAGGAAGAAAGAAAGAAAUGUACUGGGACACUACCAUCAAACCUGGAGACAGCAAAGACUCGAAAAUAAAGAUGGAGAUUUGCCAGACUGGAUAUUACACAGAGGACUUUAGGACACAGGAAGUGCCCGCAGGCUUUGACUUUGCAUCUUAUGACUACCUUGGUGAAGAACUGUCUUUUCUGUUAGACAGUAAAGCACCACAGCAGCAGUAUCCGGCAGAAAACAGCUAUCCAGAGCCACUGAAAGCUUCUCACCCAUAUGACUCUAAAGUGAACACCAGUGACACUGGCCUCUUCAACCUGGAAUCGUACCAGGACUUCAACUGGUGGGCUUCAUACCCUCAUGAUGGUCUAACAGUCGACCAGUCACAAACUGGAUACCAGGAAUCUCCGCAGACGUACCAGACCAUAGUGCCCCAGAAUGGGCAGUUCAGCCCGGCCAUGGAGGGCAGCCACAGCCCCUUCCUAACUGCAAAAGGAUCAAACACAUUACAAAGUGAGACAGAUCAGAGCUUCUCCUGUCACUCGGCUGAACUGUACGAAUCAGACAGACAGAGGCAGUCUUCUUCUUUCUGGCCUGAAUACUCCUCUCCCAGCUUCACUGCCCCUCUACCACACCAGUCUCCGACCUCCUGCUCCACAACCCCCAGUACUCAAUCUUCAGAUCAGUACUGCCCCCGUGUGGCCAAACGCAAAAAUACACUCCCUCAGAGACCAGUCAGGGAGGGCCAGAUGACAGGAAUGUCUGCUUAUCCAGGUUCUGGGCCAAUCCAGCUGUGGCAGUUUUUACUGGAGCUACUUCUGGACACUACCUGCCGUACUUUCAUCUGCUGGACGGGAGAUGGCUGGGAGUUUAAGAUGUCAGACCCCACAGAGGUGGCUAAGCGUUGGGGCCAGUGCAAGAACAAACCCAAGAUGAACUACGAGAAGUUGAGUCGUGGCCUGCGCUACUACUACCACAAGAACAUCAUCCACAAGACGGCAGGCAAACGCUACGUCUACCGCUUUGUCUGUGACAUGCAGGGCAUGCUGGGGAAGACAGCACAGGAAGUCCUGACCAGUCUGAACGUUUUGCCCACAAACACAGAGUCAUGGCAGUGCCCCGUUGUACCACCGGCAGUGACGUCAGAGCACAGCAGUGACAGAUGGGCGUCACAGUAGGGAAAGGAUCCUGUGGCUCUUGGUGCUGCUGGCUGAGAGAGACCAGCACAUUUUAACUGAGUACUGUGGCCUGCAAAGUAAACACUGCCUCCUUGAACUCUGGCUCAACUAUCCUCAUUGAGUGAUGUCAUCGCAGGCACCAGGAGCCAAUUUAAUACAUGUUGCAUUUCAGGGAAAAAAACAACAACAAAAGACUAAAUUCACUAUGCAAUUAGUUUUAAGGACAGUGUGGGACUUUUUCUUAAAUAGACCCAGGAACAAAUAGCCUCUUAACCUCAGGGCAAAAUAACUGCAGCACAGGGGGAGUUUUAAGCACUAUAAAUAAGAGCUGCAACCAUUAGUUAAUUUUCGAUUGACAGAAAAUUAAUCUGUAACCAUUUUGACAAUUAAUCAGUUGUUACUGUCUUUUUUUAAAUCAAUGAUGCCAAAAACGUAAUGGUUUCAUGUUCUCAAAUUUCAGAAUUUGCUGCUUUUCUUUGUCUUGGCUGUCACGUAUAUAUUUGGGUUUUGUAUUGUUGGUAAGACAAAAUAAGAUAUUUGAUGAUGUCACCUUAGGCUCCAGGAAAUUGUGAACUUUUUAGUUUAAAAAAAAUGUUUUAUAUGCAAAAGGCUAAUCAAUUAAUUGAAAAAUUAGUUGAAAGAUUAACAAAUAAUGAAAAUAAUCUUUAGCUGCAGCCAAUUAUAAAUACAACUAAUGCAGUAUUUUAAUUUGAUGUGUGUCUUUGUAAAUAGUGUUUAUAGAUUGCUAUGUAGAGUUUUGUGCAUUUAAUUUCCUUUUUUUAAAAUACAAAACUCAUGUCUACCUCUGUUUCUAAUGAUUUUCAGGCACUCACUGUGAAACUUGUAGCAUGUGUGAUAAUUGU